Closterium sp. Naga37s-1 is the source of this 1287-nucleotide messenger RNA. Lineage: Eukaryota; Viridiplantae; Streptophyta; Zygnematophyceae; Desmidiales; Closteriaceae. The record is from the annotation of a GenBank genome assembly.
AUGGCAACUGCUAACAUCACCAUGAAUGCCAUAUCCGCUGGCAGCGCUGCGAAGCUGCACUGCCCUGCCUCUGGCAAGGUGGCGUCGGUGUCAACCCCGGCCCUGACCUCCUCCCUCUUUGGCGCGCGUCUUGCCGCUAAGCCCGCCGCGAAUGUCUCGGCGGCAUCCACUGCGUCGAACACGGUGGUGAUGACGUCAGAGUUCGAGAAGACGAAUCCUUACACGGAGGAGCUGAAGAAGACGGCGGCGUACAUUGCGGCUCCCGGCAAGGGCAUUCUCGCGUCCGACGAGAGCAACGCCACCACCGGGAAGAGGCUGAACAGCGUGGGGGUGGAGAACACGGAGGACAACAGGCGCGACUGGAGAGAGCUGCUCUACACCGCCCCUGGCCUCGGCAACUACAUCAGCGGCGCCAUUCUGUUCGACGAGACGCUGUACCAGUCGACGGCGGGCGGGGAGCAGUUCGUGGACGUGCUGCGCGCGCAGGGCAUCGUGCCGGGCAUCAAGGUGGACACGGGCCUGCAGCCCAUCGACGGCACCGACGGCGAGACCGCCACGCAGGGGCUGGACGGCCUUGCCGACCGCUGCAAGAGGUACUACCAGCAGGGAGCGCGGUUCGCCAAGUGGCGCGCGGUGAUCAAGGUGGACGACGCCAAGCACCCCACCUCGUGCGCCGUCGUCGAGAACGUCCACGGGCUCGCCAGAUACGCGCAGAUCGCCCAGGCGAACGGGCUGGUGCCCAUCGUGGAGCCUGAGGUGACUCUGGGCGACGGCGACUACAGCAUUGAGCGUACGGCCUAUGUGUCGGAGAUGGUCUACUCGCAUGUGUUCCGCAUGCUCAACGAGUACAACAUCAUCCUGGAGGGCAUUCUGCUCAAGCCCAACAUGAUCCUCCCAGGCCUUGACGCCCCGAACGCGUCUCCAGAGGAUGUGGCGCGCUAUUCGGUGCGCACCAUGCGCCGUUGCGUGCCUGCCGCUGUGCCCGGCGUGCACUUCCUGUCGGGGGGCAUGAGUGAGGAGGAGGCCACGAACAACCUCAACGCCCUGCAGGCUUAUGGCCCCCACCCCUGGUCGCUCACCUUCUCGUACGGCCGGGCUCUCCAGGCUUCCACCCUCAAGAUCUGGUCCGGCAAGCCGAAGAACAAGGCAGCGGCUCAGGAGAGGUUGGUGGCGCUGGCAAAGGCCAACUCAGAGGCUCAGCUUGGGAAGUACAAGGGCCCGCACCCAUCCCCCGGGGGGGGGCGCAUUCUCCAGGCCCUGCGCCUUGGCGGCGGUGCUGGAAAGUAA